This is a messenger RNA of Plasmodium inui San Antonio 1, 744 nucleotides long. RefSeq lists its product as hypothetical. Gene Ontology annotation, biological process: translation. The transcript has a single exon. Gene Ontology annotation, cellular component: ribosome. The record is from RefSeq and is a predicted model, not a curated record. The coding region runs from base 1 to 744 and encodes 247 amino acids. Gene Ontology annotation, molecular function: structural constituent of ribosome. NCBI's taxonomy places the organism in Eukaryota, Apicomplexa, Aconoidasida, Haemosporida, Plasmodiidae.
AUGAGUAAUAAAGGAAGAACAUAUAAAGCACUAGUCAGAAGGAAAGCCAAGGUGUACGAGGGGAAAAGAACAAAGUUGAGGAAUAAACGACCAGGCCAACUUACCAGGAGGGGGUUCUGGCUCCUGUGCCUCACAUACGUAGUAGUAUACUUCCUGGGAGGUAUCAGCUGUUUGACGUGUUUGAAGAGGCAGAGUAAGCUGAGCUAUAUCUACCUUAUAUAUAGCGAAAAAAGAAUCAGUGAUAAUCAUCGGAGGAAAAAUUAUUUAAAUUAUAAAAAUGGAAUCAUUUUGAAACAGGAUGCAUCGAAUGGAAGACAGAAAUUUACCUUAGGUAGCGAAAAGGUAAAUAGAAUUAUAGAAAGUUUGAAAGAGUUAACAUUGCUGGAAGCAAGCGAACUAGUGAAACAAAUUGAAACCACCUUUUCAGUGGACACCAGACAGAGUAUAGGUGCUUCGAACAAUGAUCAGGACAAUAAAAAAAAUGCAGGUGAUGCAAACGCUAAUGAGGACGAAGAGGAUGACGAAAAUAAGGUCUACGAUUUGAUCUUAGAAAAUAUAGAACCCAAUAAAAAAAUUCCCAUCAUUAAGAUCGUUAAGGAGAUUAAGAAGGAUCUGAAUUUGAAGCAAGCCAAGGACUUGGUGGAUAACUUACCCCAAACUCUUUUUGAAAAAGUUAACAAAGAAACGGCUGACAAGUGGAAGGCCAAGCUUACAGAGGCUGGGGGCAUUGUUAAGUUGAAGUAG